AGAAUCUGACCAACACUUGACUGAUCAACAUCACUUCUUUCAGCUCUCUGCACACCACAUCCAACAUGUCUCAGUCCAAGGCCGACAAGAUCGAGACCGUCAAGUCCAACCUGCCUCUCCCCGAGAACCCUCCGGUCAAGUCCGACUUCAACUCUGCCGACACAAAGACCACAGCAGCUGCCGGUGUUUCUGCGGGCGAUGUGUCCACGGGCCCUGGCGUCACUUCUGGUCUUCGCGAACCAGCCACCAAAGGCUCAGAUGAAACCGACAUGAGCAAGAUUGGCCGCCAAGGCAAGGAGGGCUUGGAGGAGACACCCAAGGAUGCGCGGCGUUAAAUCUUUCACGAGGGUACAUGAGGACACUGGAGCAUCUAUGCUGAUUGAGGGCAUCAAGGCGUUUGGUAACAUGUGCUUUGUCGCAUUUGCAUUCUAGCAUUUUGGGGUACGGUUCAACAGUGGUGGGUGGUCUUCAGUCGUCCCCUCGCCCUCAGAUAGGGUAACGUAAAUCGCCCUAGAGAAUCCGAACAUAAGAUGACCGAUUGUCCCACUGAAUCCAACACUUUUUGUG
Molecule: messenger RNA, 567 nt
Organism: Parathielavia appendiculata
Lineage: Eukaryota; Fungi; Ascomycota; Sordariomycetes; Sordariales; Chaetomiaceae
Exons: 2
Coding region: 66-335 (89 amino acids)
Source: RefSeq, a predicted model, not a curated record